This is a messenger RNA of Bradysia coprophila, 953 nucleotides long. RefSeq names its product brachyurin-like. NCBI's taxonomy places the organism in Eukaryota, Metazoa, Arthropoda, Insecta, Diptera, Sciaridae. Gene Ontology annotation, biological process: proteolysis. Gene Ontology annotation, molecular function: serine-type endopeptidase activity. The record is from RefSeq and is a predicted model, not a curated record.
UUAUUGAGUUGUUAUAGUCAAAGAAAACGGUUCCAUUAAUCAACUUAUUCGCAAUGGCUUUACUAAAAUUACUAUUCGUUUUCACUAUAACUUCAAUCUUAACAUCCAGCGUACUAUCUUAUUCUACAUUUCGUGAUUUACCGAUCAGAAAUGACAAUAUACGCAUUGUGAAUGGCUUUCAAGCGCAGCCAGGACAAUUUCCUCAUCAAGCUCUUUUACAAAUUACACUACCUCAAGGAUCUGCUGUUUGUGGAGGAAGUCUGCUCAACAAUGAAUGGGUAAUCACUGCAGCUCAUUGUGCAUUGUCUGCCAGUCAAUUCAAAAUUAGUUUGGGUGCUCAAACGUUCAACAAUCCGUCAGAAGCGGGGCGUGUAAUUGACAUUACAAGCACAAAAAUUGUUCAUCCCGGCUACACUACUUUCUCUACAAGCAACGAUGUAAGUUUGAUCAAAUUGUCGAAAAAAGUGGAAUUUACGGAUCGAAUUCAACCGGCUCUACUACCGAAAACGGAAGAUCUAUUUGAACAACAAGAUGUAAUUGCUAGCGGUUGGGGAUUGGAAUCUUCUGCAGCUCAAGGUGUUGCAUCCGAAUUACAAUGGGCACCAAUGCACAUCAUUUCCAAUUCCGUAUGUGUAAAAUCGUACGAUUCGUUCGUCGUACGCAGCUCAACGAUUUGUGCACAGGGCAACGAGAGAGAAAGUGUAUGCAAUGGUGAUUCAGGAGGACCACUAGUUCUGAAAAGCGAUAAUCGAACACUGAUCGGCGUUACCAGCUUUGGCCAUGCAGCUGGCUGUGACAUGGGGCUGCCGCAAGGAUUUUCGAGAAUUACUUCGUAUCUUAAAUGGAUUGAAGAUAACACUGGCAUUACGGGUUAAUUAUUGCAUAUGCACGAAUCAAGGUCUCAACACUUUUUACGUUUCUUUUGUACAAAUAAAACUGUAGGUCGUCAAACA